Molecule: messenger RNA, 2585 nt
Organism: Neomonachus schauinslandi (Hawaiian monk seal)
Lineage: Eukaryota; Metazoa; Chordata; Mammalia; Carnivora; Phocidae
Gene: PRMT6
Product: protein arginine methyltransferase 6
Exons: 1
Coding region: 4-1131 (375 amino acids)
Biological process (GO): peptidyl-arginine methylation
Molecular function (GO): protein-arginine N-methyltransferase activity
Source: RefSeq, a predicted model, not a curated record
AAGAUGUCGCAGCCCAAGAGAAGAAAGCUUGAGUCGGGGGGAGGCGGCGAAGGAGGGGAGGGAACUGAAGAGGAAGAUGGCGGAGAGCAGGAGGCGGCCCUGCCGCGACCCCGGAGGGCUAGGCGGGAGCGGGACCAGCUAUACUAUGACUGCUACUCAGACAUAUCGGUCCACGAGGAGAUGAUUGCGGACCGUGUCCGGACCGAUGCCUACCGCCUGGGCAUCCUGCGGAACUGGGCAGGACUGCGGGGCAAGACUGUGCUGGACGUGGGCGCGGGCACCGGCAUUCUUAGCAUCUUCUGUGUGCAGGCCGGGGCCCGGCGCGUGUACGCGGUGGAGGCCAGCGCCAUCUGGCAACAGGCCUGGGAGGUGGUGCGGCUGAACGGGCUGGAGGAUCGGGUGCACGUCCUGCCGGGGCCGGUGGAGACGGUGGAGUUGCCGGAGCAGGUGGAUGCCAUCGUGAGCGAGUGGAUGGGCUACGGACUCCUGCACGAGUCUAUGCUGAGCUCUGUGCUCUACGCGCGGACCAAGUGGCUGAAGGAGGGCGGUCUUCUCCUGCCGGCUUCCGCCGAGCUCUUCGUGGCGCCCAUCAGCGACCAGAUGCUGGAGUUGCGCCUGGGCUUCUGGAGCCAGGUGAAGCAGCUCUACGGGGUGGACAUGAGCUGUCUGGAGAGCUUCGCCACGCGCUGCCUUAUGGGCCACUCGGAGAUCGUGGUGCAGGGUUUGUCCGGGGAGGACGUACUGGCCCGGCCGCAGUGCUUUGCUCAGCUGGAGCUGGCCCGCACCGGCCUGGAGCAGGAGCUGGAGGCUGGGGUGGGCGGGCGCUUCCGCUUCAGUUGCUACGGCUCAGCGCCCAUGCACGGCUUUGCCAUCUGGUUCCAGGUGACCUUCCCCGGAGGGGACUCGGAGAAACCCCUGGUGCUGUCCACCUCGCCUUUUCACCCCGUCACGCACUGGAAGCAGGCACUCCUCUACCUGAACGAGCCUGUGCAAGUGGAACAAGAUACGGACAUUUCCGGAGAGAUCACGCUGCUGCCCUCCCGGGAUAACCACCGUCUCCUGCGCGUGCUACUGCGCUACAAAGUAGGCGACCAGGAGGAAAAGACCAAAGACUUUGCCAUGGAGGACUGAGCGUUGCCUUUUCUCCCAGCUACCUCCCGAGGCGCCCAGACCUGCGUGGUAGAGGCGGCGGGGGGUCGGAGGAGAAAGGGAGAUCCCACGUGCAAGUAGGGGGCAAUAUCUUCUGUCUCCCUUUUCCCUCGUGGCUCCUGGGGAGGGAGAGUGACUUCAGUCUCCCUUCGAGGAGAUUCUUCUGGCGAAAUUUAUUUAAAAAGUGAAUCCCGAUACCCCCAACGAUGGAAACAACUUGUUUAUUAAUGGGCUUUUUUAAGUCUCAAAAGCAUGUGGUACCAAGCACUUGUAUUUCUAUUUCUUUUGUUUCACGGGAAGAAAGCAAACACACAGGAGAAAAUACCAGUUUAUGAAGCUCAUGCACUUCCCUGACACCUCACAUCUAAAUCUGAAGCCAGGGAGAAGGGUAAAGGGGUUUAGUAGAUUCCAUAAAUUUCCAGUAUGACUUAAAUAUCUCUCUCAAGAGCCAUAUUCUGUCAUUCUCUAAAUUCCCUCCUUUCCUAGGUGCCUCUAGGCUUCAGUACUUCUUCCUCAUUGUUUUUUUAAAUAAACUUUGCUUCUGGUAAUGAGAGGGAGAAGAGUGAGGAAGGAGUUUGAAUAACCCUGUUCUUACACUUAUGACUUCCAUAGGGUGCUAAAGUUGAACACAUUUCUCCACACAUCUCCACAAAUAUAUAAUUGUGCAGCAUACCCCAAAAAUCUAGAAGGUACAUUUAGGAGAAAAAGAUCUGAAAGACAGUGAAGUGGUAGUAUGGGCUUUUUUUUUUUUUUAUUCUUUAUUAUUAAGAUUUAACCAAGAAAUUGUUUCAUGUAUGUUACAUAAUAGAGUUUUAUGUGAUUUUUAUUAAACCAGCUGAUAGAAGGUUUUCUGAACCUAACCCAAGGGUUUGUUCAUUAUAUUGGGUAAAUUGUUUAGGCUCUCUAAAUUAAAUAUUUUCCCAGCUAGAGAAGUGCACUCAUUUUAACUCAUUUAAAGAGAUCAGGUGAUCUGGCCUACUUACAUCAAGUGAAAUUUCCUUUUUUAGCGUUGUUGGGUUUUUUUUCCUUCUUUUUAGCUCAGCCAAAUGUUAAAGUUGUGAAUUUCGGAAAAUCAUUUGUAAUGAAGUGUGAGUCAUGUUAUCAAAUUUAUUUUACAGAUGUUUCCCUCCUUAACCCUGUGGCAAAUAAAACAUUGGCAUUCUAUUUUUAUAGAUGAAGUAAGAAGUCUUGUGUACUGUGACUUAUAAUGCUUUUGCCUUUUUAAUAUUGUCAGUUCUUAAGAAAAGUGUUACAACCCCUUCAGGAUAUAGCUUCAGGGUAAUUUAUGCUUAAUGUAUGUUUUUUUCUUCAUACUGGUAGCUUUUGUAUCUUAAUAGCAGGUGUGAAAAAGUGGUCUUUGAAGUGAUCAACAUAGUUUUGUUUAUUGUAACUGAGUUUUCUCCUUUAUUCAUCACAUAUUAAAGUACCAAAGUAUU